Molecule: messenger RNA, 939 nt
Organism: Fusarium sp. VM40
Lineage: Eukaryota; Fungi; Ascomycota; Sordariomycetes; Hypocreales; Nectriaceae
Source: the annotation of a GenBank genome assembly
AUGACGAGACUUCUUCUAUCCACAGCCAAUGUCAUGUUGGCCGGCCCCUCCAUUAUUCGCAAACCUGGAAAUAACAGAUCCAACCUCGAACUCGUCAACUCUCUACGUGACAAUAUCGCCGAGGCCCAACGCGACUACGCGAUCGAUCCGCAUGGAAGCAACGGCUUCACGAACGGCGAUGCGCCCAACGGCAAGCACACAGCUGCCGAGCUCUGGACUGAGCAACAGGGUGGUGCGCUGUAUGUCCCUCGCAUUAACUGGAACGCUGCGGGGUUACAAGAGGAACCCAGCCAGUAUGAAAUUACCGUCAAGUUCUUUGUUCUACCCGGGAUGCCUGUCGCUGCUCGGGAGCAACACGUAAAGGAGGCUCUUGACUUGGUCCGGAGAGAACUCGGCAUCAAGACUAUCGAUCUAUUGAUUGUGUCUUUCCCAGGUGUUUCAUUCGAAGGAACAUGUGAGUGGGAGGCAGACAAGACAAAUGCUCAACAGGGCAACCUUGAGGAGGAGCUUGCGACUUGGAAGGUAUUCGAGAGCCUGCACAAGCAAGGCCUCGUGAAGCGUCUUGCCGUGGCUGAGUUCGGCAGUGAGAAACUGCGUGCUUUUAUCAAGCGCACAAGCGUUCGACCUGUUAUUGACCAGAUCAACCUGCGCAACUGCUGCGAUGUCCCACCUCCACUGAAAAAGUUGGCCGAAGACGAAGGCGUUGAACUGCACGUGCACAACGACUGUACCGACAUUCUUCCCCACGGCACUCUACGGGAACUCCUUAGCCACGGCCCGAGAGGCGCCGGCCUGCUCGCCGAUCCCGGAAACAACGGAGCCGGCCUUACGGGAGAGCUCAUCCCUGAAUGGGUUGUGCGAUACACAGCUUUCGUACAGGAUCGAGGCGUCAUAGAGAACAAGGGUUACUUUGCUGGCGCAGAGCUGGUGGGACAAUAG